Molecule: messenger RNA, 2909 nt
Organism: Polyodon spathula (Mississippi paddlefish)
Lineage: Eukaryota; Metazoa; Chordata; Actinopteri; Acipenseriformes; Polyodontidae
Gene: ttc27
Product: tetratricopeptide repeat domain 27
Exons: 20
Coding region: 181-2712 (843 amino acids)
Molecular function (GO): protein binding
Source: RefSeq, a predicted model, not a curated record
UGCCACAUGACUGUCAUGGCUGCUCACUGAUUCUAUUUGUAGCACAUGGGCUGAAAAUAAACAUCUCACAUAUACAAAGUGUAGAAGAGAGCGACGAAGAAUAAUAAUUCGAAAAUUAUAGUUCUUGGAUUAAAACGUUACUGUCAGUCACUGAAUAACAAAUUCAAGAACUGAAGAGAAAUGGUGCGGGCCGUGGAGCUAGCUGUGCUGAGAGGAUUUCUCACAGAGAGAGAAACUACGGAAUGGAAACAGAAUGUAUUUACUGUUGCAGAAAGUGGUCCUUUGCUGCAGUCUCUGCUGGAUGGGAGUUUUGAAGGCAUUUUAUUGAAUCCGGUCAUCCUGGACAUCUUUACAGCGGAGAGUGUAGCCGAGGAGAAAAUUGACAGCUAUCUGGAGAAACAGAUUCUAGCAUACCUGAAUGCUUCAACGGAGGAUGACAAAGCUGAGAGGGAGAUGGUGUUGUUUCUGCUUGGCGUGGCCUGUUUGCAGCUGUUUGCUCAGAGUAACUGGACUGGGCCUCCUGUUCAAAUCCAGCCACAGGACUUCCUCCCUGCCACUCUCUUCCAGCAGUUUGCAGAGCCUCAAGCAGCAACAGCUGCCAUCUUGAGCAGUCUGGUCCUUGAUGGUGAGUCAAUCUACAGCCUGGUCUCAAACCCUGUAUUACUGCUCUUAGCCAGAGUGAUCCUUGUGAACUGCAGCUCUAAACUGGAGAGCUUUCAGCUGUUGCCCUGGUGGACCCUGCGAUGUGUCUCCAUUCACCAGCAGCUUCUAGAGGAGCGCUCCCCACAGCUCUUCACCGUGGUCCAGGACUGUGUGGAGGAAGUGAUGAAAACUGAAGCUUUUUUCACCUCUGAAAAGUGUCGACACUUGGCUGUCCAGUUCCACCUAGAAUGUGGUUACACAUUGCUGUUCUGCUAUGAGUAUAAGAAGGCUAAAGAACAUUUUAACCGUGCAAAGGAUCUGUCCAAACUGCAUAUUAGCAUGACAGGUGCCUUGGGGAAACGGACACGGUUUCAGGAAAAUUACUUGGCUCAGCUGAUCCUAGAUGUGCAAAGGGAAGAGGAAGUCCUCUCGGGGAGUGAUCUCACCCCAGAACCUACCCCACUGGAAAAACUACCAAAGGACCACGAUCUGACUGAUGAUACAGUGCUGAACAGGAUUACCUUGGCAGAGCCUGACCAGUUUCAGAAGCCUGAGCUGUGUGCAGAGGAGCAGGCAGUGAUUCUUGGAGUUUGUACGGAUUUCCAGAAGAACAGUCCUGUGCACAAGCUGACUGAAGAAGAACUCCUAGCCUUCACAUCAUGCUUGCUCUCCCAGCCAAAGUUCUGGUCCGUAGAAGUGACGACCCUGAUGCUCAGGACAAAGCUGGAGAAAGGAAGCUCACGCCGAGUGGAGAGAGCCAUGACGCAAACACAGACUCUUGUAGAUCACUUUGAAGAUAAGGACACUCCUGUCUUAGAUCGCCUCAAGAUCUUCUACUGCUGUCCAGUUCCUCCACACUGGGCCGUUCAGCGCCAGCUUGCCAGCUUGUUGAUUGAUCUGGGCUGCACCAGCUCGGCUCUGCAGGUCUUUGAGAGCCUGGAGAUGUGGGAGGACGUUGUCAUCUGCUAUGAAAGGACCGGCCAGCACGGGAAGGCAGAGGGUAUCUUGCGGCGGGAGCUGGAGAAAAAGGAGACCCCCACGCUGUACUGUCUGCUGGGGGAUGUGCUCCGGGAACACCAGUACUAUGACAAGGCCUGGGAGCUGUCAAGACACCGCAGCGCCCGCUCCCAGCGUUCCAAGGGGCUCCUGCACCUCCGCAACAAAGAGUUCCAGCAGUGCAUUGACUGCUUUGAGCGAUCUGUGAAGGUCAACACCAUGCAGCUUGGAGUCUGGUUUUCUUUAGGCUGUGCCUAUAUGGCUUUGGAAAGCUAUGAAGGAGCUGCAAAGGCAUUCCAGAGAUGUGUUGGACUGGAACCGGAUAAUGCCGAGGCCUGGAAUAAUCUCUCUACAGCAUACAUCAGGCUUAAACAAAAAACCAAGGCUUUCAGAACACUUCAGGAGGCCAUUAAAUGCAACUAUGAACACUGGCAAAUCUGGGAGAACUACAUUGUGACGUGCACAGAUGUUGGGGAGUUUGCUGAAGCCAUUAAAGCUUACCACCGAAUCAUGGACAUGAAAGACAAGUACAAAGAUGUUGAGAUAUUGAAGAUCCUAGUGCGGGCUGUGGUGGAGGGGCUUGAGAAUUCCAGAGGGGGACAGGCGUCGGCCCUGAAGGGGAAACUCCAGGAGCUGUUUGGCCGAGUGACCUCCAAAGCAACCAGCGAUGGGGAGAUCUGGAGGCAGUACGCAAAACUUUAUGGAGAUGGAAAGAGUGAAAAAAUGGAAGAUAAUGAAAAAGCGCUGCAGUUCUUAGCUAAAGCUCACCGCUGUGAAACGCAGGCUACUGGAUGGGAAAAAAAUAUUGACUCCUUCAAAGAAGUAAUGAAGGGAGGGAUAGAACUAGCACAUGUGUCAAUUAGCUGCAGCAAAAGCAAAUCCAACCCCCAGGAAGCAGUGCAGAUGCUUUCGUCUGCUCGUCUCAACCUGCGCAGUUUAUCAUCGAAAGCAAAGCAAAUGUACACAGAUGUAGCCACUGGGGAGAUUCACAGUGACCUAGCCGAUGAUGUCAGGACCCUGGAAAACUUGAUAGUAGAUCUUCAAGAGAUGACUUCCCAGUUGAGGAAUCAGUGAUGAAGGGAACUAACUCAUGUGCUACCACAGAAAGUCAUGUGCCUGAGGAUUACAUUAUCUGACCAAAACUAUGUCAUUUUUAUAUAGUUUUAUGUUGCCAGCCCCCUAUAAAUGAAAUGCCUUUUUUUUAAUCACUGUACUUAAGCUUUUGUUGUAUUAUUAUAAGAUUCAAAUAAAACUAACCAUUGGUUUCACAA